Messenger RNA from Orussus abietinus, 1593 nucleotides. RefSeq names its product serine hydrolase-like protein. NCBI's taxonomy places the organism in Eukaryota, Metazoa, Arthropoda, Insecta, Hymenoptera, Orussidae. The record is from RefSeq and is a predicted model, not a curated record. The coding region runs from base 301 to 1200 and encodes 299 amino acids. The transcript is spliced from 3 exons.
UGAAUCUUAGAAAUUCCGACACAAACCUUUCGUCGAUUUUAAGAAAAUGAGGAAAAGUUUAUUCAAAAAUGGAAUGACAAGUUUUGCCGAUUAACUGCAGAUAUCUAAGUUACGUGAGAUAAUUGAAAGCAUAUUAAAUUUAGCAAUUAACAGCUAUUAAGCUUAUCUUUGGGAUUGCCGCAUUUGCAUAAUGUGUGUAUAACCGAACGACCAAAGUACAACAGUGUCACCAAGAAAAGUAAGGCAAUUACAUUACGAUCCUUAAAAGGCACUUUGGUUAGCUGUUGACUUCGCCAAGAAAUGACAAGAAUGUCAAAGGAACGCGAAGUUAAGGAGCUGCGAUUGACAGUGCCUUGGGGUCACAUCGCUGCGAAAGCAUGGGGAUCCCCGAGUGGUGACAGAGUGUUAAUGGUUCACGGGAUAUUAGACAAUGCAGGAUCGUACAACAGAUUAGUGCCACUGCUUCCAGAACACUUCUACUAUGUUGCUAUAGAUCUGCCAGGACAUGGACUCUCUUCGUCCUUUCCCUCUGCAGUGCCUCUGGAAUAUUUUAACUACGUCUUCACGAUCAGAAUAGUGCUGGACAGCUUACAGUGGGACAAGUGUACAUAUAUAGGACACAGCAUGGGCGCACAGAUAGGGAUUUUCUGUGCCAUUCUGUUUCCUGAGAGGUUCGUUAAGAUCGUAUCUUGUGACGGAACCAUCCCAUUGUUGAUACAUGAUAGUGAUUUGAUCGAUCGGCUCAGAACGGUAUUUGAGUCUAUAGAGGCUAGCAAGUCACCGGCAAAUCUUUAUACUCGAGACGAAGCAUUAUAUGCUUUGCAAUUUCUGAGAUAUCACGUGAAUACCAGCGACGCUGCGGAAGCUUUGUUCGAACGGGCUGUAACCAAGGUUGGGGACAAGUACAUGUACAAUCGCGAUCCCCGACUGAAAUUUUCAGUAAAAAUUCUAAUGAAUGUGGACCAGGUAUUAUCACUUUACAAAAAGCUCAGUGUGCCGUUAUUAACGUUAGUUUCUACAGUGACCCUGGAUGCAUAUAUUUAUACGGAUUCUGAGAUGUACUUAAAAUACUUGGAGGUAAAGACGAAGAUGAACUUCGUCUUAGUGGAGGGGAACCACGAUGUUCAUAAUUCGUUUCCUGAAAGGGUCGCCCCACAUAUAUGCAAGUAUCUCGAUAGUGCUACCAAAAGCAAACUCUGAUGAUUGUAACUCCAUCAGUUCUUUACAAAUUUUUUUUUGUUGGUAAAUCUUCAGUGCAUCAAUUAAUCGGAACAGCAUUUAUUGUAUAAAACGGACUGUAUGAUAAUAAUUCAAUGUUGUAUGAUAAUAAUUCAAUUCUAUCUAUUAUUACACCUCUUGCGGGUCAAAGGGUUAUUUUUGUAAUGGUUUGUUUAUCUUCUUUGGAUGAUUUAAUAAAUAAAGUACAUCUAAGUUUUGCUAUCAUAAAUUAUAAUCGAGGGGUCGGUGUUAUUUAAGUACAAAAUGUAUUUUAAUUUUAAUAUGUUUCCUUUUAACUUUUAUAUAUCAAAUAAAAUGUUACCAAAUGGAGUUUGAAACACAUUCUAAAUAUACGAACAAAAUUCAACGAAACAA